Molecule: messenger RNA, 614 nt
Organism: Helianthus annuus (common sunflower)
Lineage: Eukaryota; Viridiplantae; Streptophyta; Magnoliopsida; Asterales; Asteraceae
Product: cytochrome c oxidase subunit 6a, mitochondrial
Exons: 4
Coding region: 53-355 (100 amino acids)
Biological process (GO): mitochondrial electron transport, cytochrome c to oxygen
Cellular component (GO): mitochondrial inner membrane
Molecular function (GO): enzyme regulator activity
Source: RefSeq, a predicted model, not a curated record
UUUCUCACAACACAAAUUAUAUUCCCAGUCGGAAAUAUUCAACCUGUAACAGAUGUCAUCGGCGAUUGUGAGAUCUACUCUUCGUACGGCGGUCCGCGGCGGCCCUCGCUUUAAUCCGGCUCCCAGAAGGUCAUUUUCCGCCGGAGCAUCGGCUGAAGAAGAAGCUCGUGAGGCGUCGAAAUGGGAGAAAAUUACUUAUGUAGGAAUCGUUGCUUGUUCGAUUCUUGCGGUUGUUAACCUGUCAAAGGGUCAUCCUCAUUUUGAAGAACCUCCUGCGUAUCCAUACUUGCACAUUCGGAACAAGGAGUUUCCAUGGGGACCUGAUGGGCUCUUUGAAAUUAAGGAACACCACUGACGCCCUAGUUGGAUUGGAACUUGUUCACGGGCAUUCAAAAUAAUAUAUCAUGCUUGUGUUCCAUCCCAUUUAUUUUUGUUAUAACUGGGGAUUGUUUCUUUUUUCCAUUUGUUUUUAUUUUGCUUCUCACCGGCAUCUAAGCCUAAAAAUGAAUUGAUUCAAGACGAUGUUUCAUGUUUUCUUGCAUCUAAGCCUAAAAAGAGCUUGUGCCUGUAAAUUCGCUCGUUUAAUAAACAAGUCUAAAUCCUGAGCUUUACCU